AACAAUAACAAUAACCAUAAUAACCAUAAUAACAAUAACAACACCCGAACACAACCUUGAAACUCACUUGAAGAGAAAAAGGGGCAAAAAUGGCGUCUACCUCUGCUGCUCGCCGUGGCGUGGGAGCUUCCGUGCGAAUCAAAAACACUACUGAUACCUUCGUCUCCGAUAAUCGACCACUUAUCUCUGACAUCCGUAAAGCCCUAAAUACGUUGAGGGAAGUUGCGGUAGAAAUGGAGAGAUUCAAUCGAUCUGAACAGGUAAGAGAGCUUGAAGACGCUUUUGUAGAGUUAUUGGGCACUUAUGAAGAAUCCAUGAAUUUUACCAAUGUGAUGGAAUCAGUUGGGAGCAAUUACCAACCUGGCCCGGAGUUAACCGAUUUUAAUAAGCUGUUUAAAAAUGAAGUUUCUAGGCUCAAGCGUAAUGCGUCUUCAAAUCGUCAGACUGCUGGCAUGUUACGGCAGUUCAAAGAAGCUGUUUGGAAUGUCCAUCAUUCAGGUCAGCCAAUGCCUGGUGAAGAGCAAGAAGACAUUGUGAUGACCAGCACACAAGGCAUUUUAAAUACAGCUUGCCCAAUAUCUGGAAAGUCAAUUACUGACCUGGCAGAUCCAGUUCGCAGCAUGGACUGCAAGCACGUCUAUGAUAAGAGUGCAAUUCUGCACUUCAUGAAGAAUAAUCCAACGAAAAAAUGCCCUGUAGCAGGUUGUCCCAAACCAUUAAAGGCUAAUAGAGUGGUGUGUGACGCUCUAUUACAUGUGGAAAUCGAGGAACUGCGUUCAUCAAAUAAAAAUACUGUUGAGCCUGAAGGUAUAGAAGACUUCACUGCACUUGACAAUGAAGACUGACAAGCGAUGAAGGCUGUAUAUAAAGCUCACACUAUUAGGUUCUCAUUGUUCCUCAUUCUGUUUGAAAUACAGUAGAGGUACCUUUUGCAAUAUGAAACCUAUGAUAGCUGUAAUAUGGAGUAUAUGCUUGUAUUGCAAUCGCUUUGACCUGUUCUUUGCUGAUCAUCCUAGGAUUAUGUCUAACAGUUCUUAUUUUGGUGUUUGUAUUUAUUAUAAAAAUUAAGUAUCUGGAAAUAUCUCCAUUGGUGUUACAUAACAGAAGGCCAACAUAUAUUAGUACAUGUAAUUACAAGUAUUUGGAUAAUUUGAAAAAAGAGUAAAAUAA
Molecule: messenger RNA, 1170 nt
Organism: Chenopodium quinoa (quinoa)
Lineage: Eukaryota; Viridiplantae; Streptophyta; Magnoliopsida; Caryophyllales; Amaranthaceae
Product: E3 SUMO-protein ligase MMS21-like
Exons: 7
Coding region: 90-845 (251 amino acids)
Biological process (GO): double-strand break repair via homologous recombination; protein sumoylation
Cellular component (GO): nucleus; Smc5-Smc6 complex
Molecular function (GO): SUMO ligase activity; zinc ion binding
Source: RefSeq, a predicted model, not a curated record